This is a messenger RNA of Suhomyces tanzawaensis NRRL Y-17324, 2463 nucleotides long. RefSeq lists its product as uncharacterized. The record is from RefSeq and is a predicted model, not a curated record. Lineage: Eukaryota; Fungi; Ascomycota; Pichiomycetes; Serinales; Debaryomycetaceae. The transcript has a single exon. Bases 1 to 2463 code for a protein of 820 amino acids.
AUGGCUGAAUCUUCACCCCACGACACCGCGGUGGAAGAACAAUUGAAGUCUCUUUCACUUGAGUCCUCGAUAGAAAAUGUUUUUCGUCAGAGCACCCCGUUGUCUCCCGAACAACAGGCACAAUCGUUGAGUGAUUUAGUCAAGGCCUCGCAGAAGCAAGAAACUUCUGGUGAUCUACGUGAAGUGUUGUUAGAUGACGCAGAGACGUUCUUGAAGGGCCUCUACCGUGUUGGGGAUUCAAGAGGCUUGGUACUUAUCAAUACACUUGGCAGCUCCAGGUCCACCAAUGACGCAUUGAUUAAUAACCUAUUGAACACUAUCAAGGUGGUGAUAGCCAACAAGAAUGUGGAUACGAAAUUCUACUUGUCUAUCUACGUUGCGGUGAUAUCUAAUUUCAACCACAUCAAUUUCCAGCAUCUAGGACUAUUUCUUACGUUGUUGAACCCCUUGAAGGAAAAUUAUAGAGACGUUUCGUCUUUGAUUCUCCUAAUUGUCAUCAGAAAUUUAAGCCAAAACCGCGCUCUGUCCACCAAGACCAUCUCAGAAGUGCUAGAACUUUAUUUGGAUGACUCACAUCUUGAGAUCUCCCAGUUUUUGACUUUCAUUAAUAUUCUUAGCACAUUGUUCCCCAUAGUUCCAGAAGUAACAACUCCGAUUUACACGUCCGAAAAGACAAAAGAACAUAUAUUGAGCCAAAUAUCCCGUAUUGUGGUCAACAAUAAGCUUACUUUGGAGUAUCCAAAUCAUGUGUUAGUUGCCACUGAAAUACUUAAGCUCGUGUCGACAUCCUGCAUCACAGAAGAGAGUAGAACCUACAAUUCCAAGGAAUACUUUGACUUGCUCCAGGUUGGUGCAAAAGUCAAGACCAACGAAGAGGUUAAAUUACUUUCUUCUUUGGCACUUGUGAAAGUAUGGAGUUUCGUCCAAAUGGAUAAAAAGAAGCAGGAGGAGCAGGUAAUUGGAAUCGCCGAUUUCACUAAUAAUUUCUUGGAUUACAUAAAAGCUUACAACAAGGACCCUAACGAAGUCUUUUUGGAGUAUGCUGUGGAGGGAUUGGCAUAUUUGUCAUUAAAUGCUACUGUGAAGGCGAUAUUGAGAAGUGACGAGGACUUAUUAGGUGAAAUCAUUCUGUUGAUAAAGAAAAAAUCAGAUGUCAAUUCUACUGAUGCAGCAUCAAUUGGAACCAAUAACUCUUUAGUAUACGGCUUAGUUACUGUGCUUGCCAACUUGUCUAAAUUGAAAGAGGCCAACCAAACGAACAGGAGAACAAUCAAUUACUUGAAAUCUGUCGCUACCCCAGGCUCAAAAGAUUCCGAACAAGAGAAUCGACAAGAAAUACAGCUUUUUAAUAAGUCGAUUCUUCUCAACUAUAAAAUUGUUGAAGUCCUUACCCAAAUCAAAUCCUACAAAGAGGAAGCAGUUUCGAAUGCAUCAGACGUCACGCCAAAUAACCUCGUUAACCAAGUUGUAUUCAUAAUUUAUUCCAUAGCAAAAGGUCAAGAAAGAGAAGUUAGAAGUGAGUUGGUUAAACAAGGUGGACUAAGUUUCAUUUUAAGCUUCUUGAUAAAGCACACAGCUAUCCAGAAAAAUGGAAAUGGUGAAACUAGACCAAUAAAUUCAAAUUCUAAUUUGAUUGAAACAAGAUUAUGCGCCUUGCGUUCGCUAUCAAAGAUUCUCAUCUCAGUGAACCCUAGCGUAGCAUUCACAAAAUAUGAUGUCAGAACAGCAGUGCCAUUUUUGAUAGAAUUGUUAGGCCCAGAUAUCACCAAAUACACUGGAGCAUUGAACAACACCCAAUCACCAGAACAAUACCUCCAUGAGAUGACAGAUCUUGAUAAGUAUGAAUCCCUCUUGGCCCUCACGAACCUUUCUUCCGAUGAGAAGAACUCUGAGCUCAGGAAAUUGAUAAUCGUAAAGUCAUUUGAUAGUUACUUGAAUAACUUUAUUAUUGAUUCCGACAAUUUCAAAAUUCAACAGGCAAGUUGGGAACUAAUCACAAAUUUAAUUGUGGAACCUAGUUUGCUAGUUAAAUUCUUCAAUAUUGAGGCUGGUUCUGAUGGCAAAGUUAACCAAGAGAACUUAAGCAGGUUAACCCUAUUAAUCAAGUUAUUGAAUUCUGAGGAUGAAUCUUUUCAAAUAGUAAUUGCAGGAUUGUUGGCAAACGCAACCUCUGAAUUUGAACCAAUUCCUCAAAUUUUAGUCAAGAACGAAAUGAUAAAAAACGAAUUGGUUGCAAUCAUCUCUGAUAUAUUUAUCAAUCAAACUACAAGAGACGAUUUAAUAUUGAGAUCCAGCUAUAUUUUGAUGAAUUUAGUAUUUUCUGUGAGUGAUAUGGAAACUGAUGAGUUGCUGUGGUUCGUUGCAAAUGAAAAACUUAAAGUUGCAGUUACCACCGUUAUCAGGCAAAAUAAAAGGAGAGAUAUAUUGGAGGUAUUGAUAGAUGUUCUCAAGAUGAUCAAGUAG